AUCUGGCGGCGCGGGCAAAAUGGCGGCGCCCAGGCUGAGGCGUGUUUAGCGGGCUCGGCUUGUCCCUCAAGUGGCCGCCUCGGAUGCCGGCAUGUCGCGGCUGAUUGUGAAGAAUCUGCCCAACGGGAUCAAGGAAGAACGCUUUCGCCACCUCUUCGCCGCCUUUGGCACGCUGACCGAUUGCUGCUUGAAAUUCACCAAGGAUGGCAAAUUCCGCAAAUUUGGAUUUAUUGGCUUUCAGUCAGAAGAAGACGCCAAAACUGCCCAGUCUCAUUUCAACAAAAGCUUCAUAGACACAUCCAGAGUCACGGUUGAAGUAUGUAAGUCUUUUGGGGAUCCAUCAAAGUCUAAAGCUUGGAGUAAACAUUCGAGUAAGCCUCAACUGUUAAAGGAAACCUCUAAAAAAUCCACAAAGAAUUCAGACCAUGCAGAAAUAAAACAAGAUGGAACAAAGAAGAAAAACAAAACGGGACAAUUGAAAGAGUUGGAAGGAGAAGCAGCAUUUCAAGACUUCUUGGCAGUACAUCAGAAAAGGUCCCAGGUUGCAACUUGGUCCAAUGACACAAAAAUCCAAGACCCCCACCAGGCUGAGGUGGUUGAAGAUUAUCUGAACUUUGAUUCCGAUGAGGACUCGAGCGAGGAGAUGGAUGCGGAGGUUGCUCCAAAGAAGGGAGAAAGCUCUCCGAGUAAGGCAGCAAUCGAGCAAGAACUCUCCGAUAUGGAUUAUCUGCGAUCCAAAGUGGUGAAGGGGGACGAAUCCUCGCCUUCGUCGGCAGAGGAGAGCGAGGCCGAGGAGACGGACAGCGAGGCAUCUGAUGGAGGAGAGGAAGGAGAGACGGAAGGGAAGACCAGCCACCAGCCAGGCGCUGCUUCUAACACGAAGACCAAGCAGACUGGGAAGGAGAGAGUCCAGAAUCUCUCUGCAGACACCAAGGCUACAAAAAUGACACCGCAGGAAGACAGAACAGUUCCAGCCAAGGAGCCCACCACAGCAUUCACGGUGAAGAUGCGAGGUGCCCCAUUCAAUGUCACGGAGCAAAACGUGAAAGAGUUUUUUGUGCCCCUUCGGCCCCUGGCGAUCCGGAUUGUGAGGAACGCGCAUGGGAACAAGACAGGGUAUGUAUUUGUUGAUUUUAACACUGAGGAAGAACUACAGAAAGCCUUAAAAAGGAACCGAGAAUACAUGGGCGGUCGGUAUAUUGAGCUGUUUCCAGAAGAGCGGGGCGCUCAGGCGAAGCCCCCUGAGAAGGGGUCAGGCCAGGUCUGGCAGAGGGCCAAAAAGGAUGACGAGGAAGAAGAGGAUCUUUCGGAAUCAGGAAGGCUUUUUGUGCGGAAUCUGCCUUACACCUGCACCGAAGAAGAACUGGAGGCCACCUUUUCCAAAUACGGCCCUGUCUCCGAGAUCCACUUCCCCAUGGACGGUCUCACCAAGAGGCCCAAAGGCUUUGCGUUUGUCACCUACAUGUUUCCUGAGCAUGCCGUGAAGGCCUUUGCAGAAGUGGAUGGACAGGUUUUCCAGGGCCGAAUGCUGCAUGUCUUGCCUUCCACCAUCAAGAAGGAAGAAGCGGAGAGUUCAGAUCCUGCCGGAUCGUCUUCGUACAAGAAGCAAAAAGCUUCAAAAGAUAAAGCAAACAGCUUGAGCUCUCACAACUGGAACACCCUGUUCAUGGGGACAAAUGCCGUGGCAGACGCGGUGGCACAGAAAUACAACGCCACUAAAAGUCAAGUGCUGGAUCACGAAGGCAAGGGAAGCGUGGCCGUGAGGGUGGCGCUUGGGGAAACCGAGCUUGUUCAAAACGUGCGCCGGUUCCUGCUUGAAAACGGAGUCAGUCUGGAUUCCUUCAGCCAGGCUGCCAGAGAGCGGAGCAAGAUGGUGAUUUUGGUGAAGAACUUGCCUGCUGCCACAAAGGCAGAGCAGCUGGAGGAGGUGUUCCAGCCGUUUGGUAGCCUCGGGCGGGUCCUGCUCCCGAAAGGAGGCGUGACCGCCAUCGUGGAGUUCCUGGAACCCACAGAAGCCAAAAAGGCCUUUACCAAGUUAGCUUACUCCAAGUUCCAGCAUAUCCCUCUCUACCUCGAAUGGGCACCCACGGGGGUCUUUUCUGGUCCCGGGAAGAAAACACCAGAGGUGGAAGAGCAAAAGGAAGGCGACGAACAAACCCAGAGAGGAGUUUCUGAAAAAAGUGAUGCUCAGAAGGAAAUGGAGGAGGAAGAGGAGGAGGAGGAAGAAGAAGAAGGAAGUCUUCCAGGCUGUACCAUUUUCAUAAAAAACCUCAACUUCAGCACGACAGAGGAUACGCUGAAAGAGGUUUUUUCCAAAGCUGGCGUUGUGCGGAGUUGCACGGUCUCAAAGAAGAAAGAUAAAGCCGGCAAUCUUCUCUCCAUGGGGUUUGGAUUUGUGGAGUACAAGAAGCCAGAAUAUGCCCAGAAAGCUAUCAAGCAACUACAGGCUUGUUCUGUGGACGGCCAUCAGCUGGAGGUGAAAAUCUCUGAAAGAGCCACCAAGUCCACGGUGGCAACCGCACGUAAGAAGCAAGUCAGCAAGAAGCAAGUGAAUUCCAAGAUUUUGGUGCGGAAUAUCCCCUUCCAGGCCACGGUGAAAGAGAUCCGAGAACUUUUCAGUUUUGUAUCUCAUUUUCGCAUUAUCAUCAAGUCCCCCUCCCCGGACCCCCUUUUCAAGGGCUAUUUUGACAGCUUCUGUCGGCUGCCUGCCAUCACCUCCUUAUUGGCUGCGGGCACCUCUGGCAUCGUGCUGAACGCAAUUAGAAUCUGA
Molecule: messenger RNA, 2770 nt
Organism: Protobothrops mucrosquamatus (brown spotted pit viper)
Lineage: Eukaryota; Metazoa; Chordata; Lepidosauria; Squamata; Viperidae
Gene: RBM19
Product: RNA binding motif protein 19
Exons: 22
Coding region: 92-2770 (892 amino acids)
Molecular function (GO): RNA binding
Source: RefSeq, a predicted model, not a curated record